AUGGAGAAGCGAGGCCCGACCCCGGGCUCCGGCUCGUAUGGCAAGGCGUGCAUGCAGUGCUCCAAGGCAAAGAGCCGAUGCGUGGCUCGACCUGACAGCGUUGGAUGCGAAAGGUGUUUACGUCUCAAGAAGCAGUGCCAGCCGUCAGACUCGACUCGCAGGCGAACUCUUCGGAAUCUCGAGUCCGGUGCGCACAUCGCGAAGCUGGAGGGCAGGAUCGAUACCCUCACGACAAUGCUGGAAUCCAUCACCAAUGCCACCGGAUUGACAUCUACCGAUAUACAGCAUAACCCAGAGGAGUCCGAAGUGAGUACUGGGCUCAGAUCAACCGGGGACAUCGGCAACUCGAUCAACUCUGAUAACGAUGCGGUGGCGCCAUCCUUGACUGACGCACCGUCACAUUCAAGUCCGUAUCGUACCGGUGGCACUUCCAGAUCUCCGCAACCACUGGGCGACCUGGCUCCGGAGGACGCGGCGUGGUAUCUAGAUCGCUUCAAAAAUCAUAUGCUACCAUGUUUCCCUUUCAUCUGUAUCUCCCCCGAUAUCACCGCGCAACAAUUGCUGCAAGACCGGCCUUUUCUUGCCGAGGCAAUAAUCGCGGUAGCCACCCCCUCGACACAAGAGAAGCAGGCUCGCGCCGAUACACUGAAGUAUAAUCUGACCAAAUCUGCGGUGCUAGAGAACCAGUCCAGCAUCGACAUGCUGUUGAGCAUACUGACUUACAUUGCAUGGAGCACCGAUCCGUUCUUCCAACGCGCAAGCAACUUGUCACGCAUGAUAAUGCUCGCUAUGUCCCUGGUCUAUGAUCUACAAUUGGACAAACCGGCACCACCCCCACCAGACACGCAAUUUAUAGCAAAAAUGGCCCCGGGACUUAGGAAUGCGGAGCAGGUCUCUAGCAACAGUUCGGCUCAGGGUAUUCUGGAGCAGCAACGGGCAGUCCUGGCUUGCUUUGUCCUCAGCUCCAUUAUCUCGUCUUCCUUCGGACGCAUAGUUCCUCUACAGUGGGACUCGCAGAUGGAAAAAGCAGUUAUUGCUCUCGAGGUGAACAAAGGAUCACCAUCAGAUGAAAGCUUCGCGAUCCAAGUUCGCCUGCAGGCUCUCACACAGAGGGCACUACAUGUUCGCAAACCGCAAGAUGCAGAUAACGCCGGCGCAACAGAGGCGCCAACUACCACCUUCGCAACUUCUAUGUAUCUCAAGGUGCUAAAGGGUCAACUUGAAGAGCUCAGAGCCUCGAUUUCACCACAUCUCCCUCGACAAGACAUGCUCACUGCACACGCGCACUACGUCGAGCUGUGUAUCAACGAAGUAACCCGCCUAGCUAGCUCAGAAGCCCCCCUCCUCCCUACAUCAGGGUCUAGCAGCAGGACUAUGGCCGGAUGCGAACCCCUCGAGAGCCUAUGGCGGUCCCUACAUGCCGUCAAAUCAUGGCUAGACGUCUUCUACACGAUACCACCGGCUGCGUACGUGGGAUUUCCAUUCUUCAUCUGGUUCCAGCUCGUCCGGUGCCUCGUGAUCCUGAAACACCUAUCGACGUUCGAUGAUCCGGCGUGGGACUGUCAGGCCGUGCGAAACACGGUUGACAUGCUCACGUUACUGGAAUGGAUGGCUGAAAAGGCUGAGCUAGCAAGUCGAGAGGCGGAGGAGCGAUCGGAUGACGAUGUCUUUCGCCGUGUUGGGAAGAUGUUGCGUCUGUCUCAGAAAUGGGUGGCUGAGAAACAACAGAGGGCCGCAGCGGAAGGUUCCCCCUUGAUAUACAAUGAUGGUCCUGGCUUAGUCCCUAUCGGAGAUGACAUGAUAGACAUGACCGAGAUGGCGUGGAUGGAUGCGCUAGAAUCUGGCUCCGGAACGUGGCUUGAGGAGGUUCUAGGGUGGUCUCCGAUGGCGCUUUAA
Aspergillus heteromorphus CBS 117.55 is the source of this 1896-nucleotide messenger RNA. RefSeq names its product C6 transcription factor. NCBI's taxonomy places the organism in Eukaryota, Fungi, Ascomycota, Eurotiomycetes, Eurotiales, Aspergillaceae. Gene Ontology annotation, cellular component: nucleus. Gene Ontology annotation, molecular function: DNA-binding transcription factor activity, RNA polymerase II-specific; zinc ion binding; transcription cis-regulatory region binding. The record is from RefSeq and is a predicted model, not a curated record. Bases 1 to 1896 code for a protein of 631 amino acids. Gene Ontology annotation, biological process: regulation of DNA-templated transcription. The transcript is spliced from 4 exons.